Molecule: messenger RNA, 1068 nt
Organism: Williopsis jadinii
Lineage: Eukaryota; Fungi; Ascomycota; Saccharomycetes; Phaffomycetales; Wickerhamomycetaceae
Exons: 1
Coding region: 175-978 (267 amino acids)
Source: RefSeq, a predicted model, not a curated record
CGAGAAGUACGUGUAUGUAAGGAAUGUCGAAAGAUAUUGCAAAUCAGGAAAAAAAAUUAACCCCCCUUUCGCGUACCUUUGGUGGAAGUUCCUAUAUAACGUGACUGGUUUCUCAUUUCUGACCAGGUUGUAGGUUGAGCAGUGAGAGCACCGAGAGUGUUGAUCGAAGAGGCAAUGGAAUCGAUUUGGAUAGAGGACGAGUACAAACUUCAGGCGCCAAGGGAGGUUCAGGUGAUAAACUCUGAGAAGCCGGAAUUGAAGUCCAAGAUGGUGGAGCUACCGCCGCUCCCACCAACCUCGUACUUCCAGAGCCUGUUGAUGCCCACCGGGGAGAACAAGACGAAGAAGAAAAGGGGACUAUCACGGCUGCUGGAUAAGCUCAACGGUGAACAGGUGUACGUGAAGCCACGGCCCAAGAUUUCCACGCCGUAUGGGUUUAACCAUAUUGGUCACGUUGCGGAGGACACCACCGUCGUGGGCGAUGAGCAUGAGCAUGGUGAAGGCAAACACCACGAUGGUGAACACUACGAUGGCCAGGCUGCGGACGCACCAGCAGACGCCAACAGCAGAGAUAAACCUGUUGCGAUCAACACAACAUCGUCGAUACCGCGUUCCACCUCGCAACAGACGUCGCUGGUGUCUUCAACAUUCACGAGGAAUUCUGUUGUGACCAGGGCAACGUCGAUAUCUACAAAGAAGGAGGUUGAAGACCUGUGGAUCUCGCCCGUAACCGACGCCUCGCCGUGUUACGGAUCACCAGUGGAACGUCACAGGUUCUUGUCGAGUAUCUCGCCAAUUGUGUCGACCGAGAAGGAUACAUUUGACGUUGAUCACCUCUUUGACAACUCCAAGGAGUUCGACACCGUUGAGGAUGCCAUAAAGAAUGGCGUCUUGUUUGAUUUUGAUGUUUUACAGCUUGACGAUGAUAUCAGCAGCAACGAAUGCCUGGCUCAAAUACCUGAAGAUAACAUGAUAUAGACUUUGGCCCGGGCCCCUUCUACAGACUGUGCUAUAUAGAUGAUGAUGAUGACGAUUCCCAUAUACCGCGCUAUGUAGACGACAAUGAUG